Messenger RNA from Cyanistes caeruleus (blue tit), 4296 nucleotides. Lineage: Eukaryota; Metazoa; Chordata; Aves; Passeriformes; Paridae. The record is from RefSeq and is a predicted model, not a curated record.
GAAUUGACCUCCGGGUACAGCGUCGCCAAGUGCUGCAGGCCCCUUUUGCCCUGCUUAUAGAGGAAUGGAGCACCCAGCUAUCAUUUUAAUGUUCUUUUCCUCGCCCAGAGACCCUCUGAAAACAGGGAGGAGAACGAGACAAGGGCGUUUAGCUGAACGCCAGCUGGAAGGGGAGGAGAAAACCUGUUCUGCCUGGGGUCGGGCUGCCGAGAGAAUUAGCCAAACUCUCCAGCUAGCCACUUAACAACGAGUUUGGGUGGGGUUUGUUGCUUUUCUUGUUCUUAGAACUGCCAAAAAAGAUGCCAGGAGGCCCAGGCAGGAGAAGGUGAAGGAGAAAGCCCCGCCUCGGAGGCGGCCGCUGAUGACCAUGCCCGUGGACGAUGUGUACCUGACGUGGCUCUACAAGAGACCCUCCUACGAGCUGGAGCAGGCCGUGGGCAUGCUGAAAAGAUUCCAGGAGCUGGAUUUCACCCACCCCAAGCAGUUUGUGUACAUCAAUGUGUUCCUGGAUAUGGCUCUGCAGAAGAAGAAAAAAGUGGAUCCAUUUUCCAGCAGUGUCACUCUUCCCCAUCGCUUUACAGAUGAGGUGAACAAGGUUUUGGUGUUCACAGAGAAUCAGCAAGAAGCUGAAAUAGCUCGAGAGCACGGAGCUGCCAUCGUGGGAGGACUGGAAUUAAUCAAAUGGAUCUUGGAGGAUGAAAUCCAAGCUGAUUUCUACGUGGCCGUCCCUGCCAUAAUACCCAAGUUAAUACCCCUGAGGAACAAACUGAAAAGGAAGUACCCCAGCAGCAAGAGGAAUUCCCUGGGCAGUGACAUUCCCAAAAUGCUGCAGUUCUUCAGAGAAUGUCACGAGUACACGGUAGAGGACGAGGAUAUAAUCAAGACAAGAAUAGCCAGGCUGGAUAUGCCUGCUGAGCACAUCAUUGCCAAUCUGAAAACAGUUAUCCACGACAUCUGCACCUUCAAGCCAUCAAAUUUCGAUCCCAUUGUGCGGAGGUUGGUUAUCAGAUCUUCCACCAGUGAAGGUUUGCUGCUGAACCUCGAUGGAAUCCUGCCUCAGGUGGAGAAAGUAGAAGAAAAAGAAGAAGAGAAUGCAGUGGGUGAAGAUGAACAAAAGCCAGCUAACCAAGAAUCUGUUAGUACCUGAUGUCUUCUCCUUGUAGAGCUGAUGCUCGAGCAGGGGGAGCAGAUGGUGUCAUUCAAAUCAUGCUCUGUGAGAACAAAAAAUAAAUGGGACUUGUGGAUUUCAGGUGUAAAUUCGGUGUAACCUUGUCACAAACAGAAGCCUGCUGCCAGAACCAUACCGACCUUUUCUCUAAGGAAGAAUUGGAUGUGUUUUGGGGGGGGUGGCAGUGAACGUGCACCUUGCUCUGAUGUCUUUUCCCCGCCUGCUUUGCUGGAAUGUGAACUGGAGAUCCGGCUCUCUUUCCCGGUGCUUUCUGCAUUAUUUCCAGGAGGUGGCGCUCCCGCCCUUUCCCUCCUGGAUAGGCGUUGGAAUUUCUCCUCGGGUGGUUUUUUUGGGGGGCUCUGUUACUGAACACGUAUUUGUAAAGCUGCACCCCGAAAUGUAAGACAGUCCCAGAAAGGAUUGGCUAUUUACAACAGGGAUGAGCUGGUGCAAAUUUGGGCAGGUUUGUGGCUUUCAAUCAUUCCUACUAUUCUUUCAGCUCCCAUCUGAAGAGUUUGGCUGCUGUCAGUCAGGGUCACCAAUGCCUGUCAGGCCACGCUGAUUAUUUUUGGUUGUGUGGGAUGCUUUGCUCAAGAGUUGGAGCAAAAAAUUCCCUUUAGGUUUGUAUAGGAAGCUUUCACACAAUAGACUUUCUGUGUUUUAAGUGGGAAAAUGAAUGCCAGUGCACUUGAAUAUCUUUAUUGCUCAGGCAUUAGACAUGUAAGGAAUAUUAUGAGGCAUUCCAGUGGCUGUGUGUUGUGACACAAAAGGAACCAUUGGCAGGUGAGUUUCCUGUUGGUGUAGAAAAGCAAAGCUUGUGGUAUCACCUGCAUAGAAUUCCUUGCCUUUUCUCUGUUCACUUGGCCUGUUUCCAAGACUUCACUAUCCAUUUUGGAAAAAGAUAGGCCUGCCCUCUUGGAUAGGUGGAUUUAAAAAAGAAAAAGUGAUGUUUAAGCAUAAAUGUAGAGGUGAGCUUAAAUCAGAAGCUCUCAGACUGCUGAGUGCGCUCUCGGAGAAUAAAAGCGCGGAAUAACCAACUUUUCUGCAGGAAUCUGUGCUUGGAAAAUCCCAGCACUGUGGGGACAGAGUAAAUCUGGACCUCUGGAGGUCAGGUGGGAAAGAGAAGUAGCUCAGCAAGUUUUGAGGUGCAGUUCUGGACCGGUGUCACUGCGCCACUGAUUGCUAAAGGAGUGAUGCCCCUGCCCUGUGCCAUGCUGAAACAGUGCUGUACAAGCUGUUGAGUGCACUGUGACUUCUUUUUGUCCUGGAAUGCUUGAUUGGCACGGGGGGAGAGAUGAAAGGGAGGGAGACAAGGUGAGGUGAUUCCUCUUUAAUAAGCUUAGUCCCCAAACACGCGGCGUGGGAGCUCGUACGUGCGGUCCUUGGGCUGGCGUGCCUCAGAAAUCACUUGAGCUGCCACACUAGGCAUGGCAUUGCUGGCUUCUGGAAAUCACUGUGGGAGAGAAGGGAGUGCUGCAGCACCUUCAGCAGUGCAGAUGAUGUAUGGUGGCUUUUAGAUUUGUUUUAUCUGAACCUGCUGCUAGUUUAGCUAAGGAGAAGAGCCGGGGUUCACACACAGAAACGUUUGCCCAAAGAAGGAAGAAGUUGUCCUGGGAGCCUGUGUGCAGUUGUGGGGAGUGCAGGGUUCAAGCUGCCACUCAGCCUCAACCUGGACUUGUAGGGGAAUUUGUGGCACUGCAAAAAACCUGGAAUUUCUGUGGGUCAGACUGAGUUCACGGGGCUUGUGCUGCGAGUUGUGCCACGGUUGGAGGAGCAGGGCAGGGAUGUUCCAAGUGCCACCAGGGAUGGCAGGUUUUUAGUGCUGAGAUGGGUGUUCUGAAUGAUUAGGUGUGAUGAUUUUAUCCAUUGCUCUGCAAUACCAUUGGUCUUGGCAGCCUCCAAAUUCUGGGAGAGGCUGAUGCCCAAAGUCUGUCUGUGGGAAAACUGAAAUAGGACAGAGGGGGGCAAAAAGCUCUUGAAGCUGACUAAAAACACUGCUGGGGAUAAACAUAAUUCUUCUCCAAGCAGUUAUUUCUGUCAGUGCCUCAGCUUGAAGGUGACUAGAGGCUUCAUCCCACCAGGACACAGGAAGGGAGAAUUGUCAGUGUGUCACCUCCAAGACCACUUGGAAAACAAGAGGAAAACCUUCCCAAAUUGCCAGGUACUGGGAGAUGCUGGGUUAAGUUCCCCCGAGGUGACACUGCAACGCCAGAUUGAUUUCAUGGGCUGAUCUCGUUGGUUUUAAACAGGCUUAUUCAAAAAAUUGUUAAAACCCCAGUUAAAAACUGGAAAAAUAUUGGACUGUCAGGCACUCUGGAAAUGGGGAAUCUGCAUAAAAGCUGGUUCACUUGCUCCAGAGAUGGAGCCUUCUCAGAGCCACGUUUCUCCAGCUGUUCUGGGGAAGCCUGUGCCAGCACAUGCCCAGCUCUCCAGGAACACAAGGUAUGUCUGGCUCCAGUCUCUGCAUUUGCCAAGUGGAGAAAGGGAUCUUUCACACCAGCUUGCAGAAAACUGACCCCUGCCCUAGAGGUUUGAUAAAAGGGGGGCUAAAAGUGAUUUAUUUCUACAAGCCCAGUGACUUUUUGUGCCAGUGUUUCUAAGAUCCGUGGCAGCAGCUGACAGCUGGGUCACGGCUUUGUAAGUUGCACCAUUCAAGCUUUCAGCCUUAGAACUAUCUCCUAUUUCUCCUGAGAGAGCCUGAAGCUUAUUUUAUAUCUUUAUUUGCUGCUAAUCUGUAAAGAGACUCAAAACAGAAGUGUUGCUUUUGUGUUAAGUAGGAUGUGAGGGACCAAACUUCACCAAACUUUGAAUUUCUGAAAAUCUGAAGUCUUUGGCACCCAGUGCAAAUCUUGAGAAAUGCUGGAAAUGAGGGAAACGCUCUCCCUUCACUCUGUGGAAUGGGAAAAUCUGCAAAAUUAUCUAAGGUCUUGAGUUCUUCUGACUUUUAAGAGUGUCUUUGGAGCAGUGCUCUCAGGACAGCAGGAAGGAAGGUAGCAGAAACAGGGAGGAUGAAGAGGCUGUAGCUGGACUGGGGAAACAAGUUGUACAAGCCUAAAGAACAGCAGCAGGAAGAUGAACAACGCAAAUGAUUAAAAGAUGUAAUAUGUUAUUUGUAUGAAGUUACUGAA